AUGCGGCCGCGGCGGGCGGCGCCCUCGCGCGCGCGCGCGGCCUCGGCGGCCUUGGUCGCGGUGCUGGCCGCCGCGGCGCUGCCGGCGGCCGCUGAGGAGGAUGAGCUGGGCUCGAAGUCCUCCGACAUCCUCGAGGUGCUCGCCUGGUGCAGGGGCGUGGAGGAUCUCCUCGACUGGGGGCAGGUGCUGCGGCUGUCGAAGACCGAGUGCCGCCUCGAGACCGAGGACGAUGACGUGCUCCGGACCCGCUGCAGCCCGCAAGGGCUGGCGGCAGUUGUGGACGGCGCCCUCUUGCUCGUCGAGCACGCCGCCGAGCACAAGUUCGGAUGCGCCAACGGCAUCGUGUUCAUCCUCUCGAUUGCCCUCGCGUACCAGCGGGACGCCCUCGCCGAAAAGGCCCCUCGGGCGCAGGUGCUCCUGUGGCAGGCCCUGCAGGAGAACUUCAUGUUGGACGCCAGCCCAUGGCCUGUAAAGACGUUCGACGUCCUGCAGCUGUUCGACCACCUGCCGCCCGCCCUGUCGUUCGAACCCGUCCCGGCACUGAGCCUUGAGGCGCUCACGCUGGUCGUCCCGAGAUGCCCGGCGCUGCUGGCCUCCUCGAUCAUGGAUCGGUUUCCCGGCGCGCGAGUCAUCGCAGGUUUGCCCGACGAUUUCCUGUCGGCGCCCAAGGGCUGGACGCGGGUCGAGGGCGCCUGGGGCCGCCCGUCGGGCGUUGUAUUGAACGAGAUGUUGGCGGCCGCCGAGACGCCGCUGGUGCUCGUGGUCCUCGGCGCCGCGCUGCCCGAAGGCCUGCCGCAGCUGGAGAGCCCCGCGAGGGCCCUGCGGGACAGGCGGCUGGUGGCCGCGGCGGGGCCGGUGCUCAGCGAGGAGGGCGUGUACAUGGACUUUUGCUACCGGCUGCAGCUGCGGCACUACGCCGUGAGCUUCGACGCCGUGUACCAGCACAGCGUGAUCUUCGACGAGGGCUCCGCGUCGUCCAUCCGCGGCAGCUGGUUCCACGAGGACCAGGACGGCGCGGGCAGGCGGGACGACCAGUGGCCGUGCAAGCUGUGCGAGACGCUGCCCCCGACUUUCCUGGGCCUCACGGACGCCGUGCGCUCCGUCGGCUUCCAGCCCACGCUGGAUGGCGAGUGGGCCCUGCUGGACUUUGCCCUGCGCGCCGCCCGCGCCCCGUUGGUGGGGGCGGCCGGCGGCGGCGCGGCCUCCGGCGCCACGCAGCCCGGCCGUAGACACGCCGGCGCGGCGUUCGCCAGCUGCCCCGCCGCCGUGGUGCGGGAGGUGGCGUCACUGGGCGGCCCGCACCUGUACGGGCGCGGCGACGCGCCGCGCGGCGUGUCGCCGUCCGCGCCGCUCUUUGGGGGCGACGCGGCGUCGCUGGGGCCGGUGCUGGGCGGCGGCGAGGCUGAGCCGCUGGACCAGGCGCAGCUGUUCAUGAAUAUUCACCACCUGCGCGAGUUCACCGGUCCCGAGGGAGUCACCCGCCACUUCGGCUGCGGGCUCGAUGGCCCCAACUGCCCUGUGCCGGACUGGGUGUACCGCGGCUGGGCGGCCCCUCCCUGCUGCAGGGAGACGAUGCGGCACCUGCUCUUCUAUAUCGACGACGUGUUCCGAGAGCUGGGCGUCCGCUACAUCGUGACCGAUGGGGCGCUCUUGGGAUCGCUCAAGUUCGGCUCGCUGAUGCUGUGGGACUCCGACGUGGACCUUCAUAUCUACGACGAGGAUUUCGACCGACUGGAGGCGGAGGUCCAGUACCGCGUCGAGCGCGACGGGCACUUCUUGAGAAAGCACACCAACAACAACUCGUGGCUGCUCCAGGCGAACGAGGCAAAUUAUCUCCUGAUCGAGCUCAAUCGCAGGCUGGAGGCCUGGGACCCCGAGAAGGUGUGGCAGGUGCCCAUCCAGGGCAGGCUUUUCCCCGCAAUGGAGGACGCGCACGUCAAUCUCUCGUCGUGGUAUGGCUACUCCUUCUUCCGGCACCGGCUGCGCCACGUGCCAGAGUGGGAGGAGGAGAACAGGCCCAUGUUCUGCUCGACGCCGUACCACCACAACUGCGUCGACGAGCUGCAGGUACCGAGCGGCGUGGACUGCCAGCGAGUGGGCGUCUGUUGA
This is a messenger RNA of Prorocentrum cordatum, 2109 nucleotides long. NCBI's taxonomy places the organism in Eukaryota, Dinophyceae, Prorocentrales, Prorocentraceae. The record is from the annotation of a GenBank genome assembly.